AUGGAAUCCGACAGACGGCGCCUGGUAAGACGGUUAGAGAGAAAAGAGCAGAACAAGAAACAACUGCCCUCUUCCCUACGAGGUUUGGAAUGCCAGACAAGAAAAGGGAGCAUACAAUCCGAGAAGCGAGUGUGGGCAGUCAUUGACAGUGUCCUAAAGGAGCAAGACGAUCAGUUAGAACUCGAUGACUUCAAUUGCAAACGAAUUGCUUUCGCUUCUCAGUCUAACUCUACAGAAAGCGUACUUUUGGCACUUCGUGCUGCAAUUGGCGAUCAACUAGCUGCCUUCACUGUGUACCGUGAAUGGGCUUCGGACAACCGAGCCAUUUUCGAAGCUUCAGCUGAAGGCAAGCGAUCUUGCAGAUGGAGCAGCGAGUGA
Molecule: messenger RNA, 378 nt
Organism: Cylindrotheca closterium
Lineage: Eukaryota; Bacillariophyta; Bacillariophyceae; Bacillariales; Bacillariaceae
Source: the annotation of a GenBank genome assembly